AACGCCCCGGGGUUGCGCUGGACCAGAGUCGGCUCCACUGGUUACCAUGGACACGCAGGGACGCCUACCGCCUGCCAACACGAACGACCGUCGCGAUGCGCACGCGCGCAGGGAGGGCCCGGCUGACUACAUCUCCCAGGAAGCUCCGGGCCCCGCCUCUCCUCCCAGCCGGUGUGCAGGCGGCGCACCUCCGAAAAUCUCCGCCGGGGCUGCCGUGGAGACCGGGCCGAUGGCGGCUCAGCGAGGCCCGUGAUUGGUGCAGAGCAGCUAAUCCUCGGGAGGCGUGGGAGGCAUGCGCGGUUGGAAGGCAGCGCUGCCGUCGGUUCCCCCCGGAGAAGCUUGCGCACGUCGCCGGGGGCCCGACGCCUGGAGCAGAGGCGGGGAGCGCGUGAAGCGGCGGCCGGGGGGUGACCUGAUGGCAGGACUGAGGACGGGACAGCACAGCAUACAGUCGGCACUCAAUAAGCAUUCACUCCCUGUCAUUGCAGCAGCCUCAUCCCAUCCAUCCCCAGGGUGAGCAGUAGCCUCGUGGCCCGCGCCAUCUUUCCCAUGAGGCCGGCAGCACUGUGCUCCCCUGGGCACACAGCCCCAGAGGACGAGAGCCCCAUCGUGGUGAAGCUGGAGGAGGAGGAGGAGGCCACCCCCUGGGAUCCCGGCCCAGAGGCUGCGUGCUGGUGUUUCUGGCACUUCCGCUACGAGGAGGCAGCAGGGCCCGGAGAGGCCCUGGCCCUGCUCCGGAAGCUGUGCCGCCAGUGGCUGCGGCCGGAGGUGCACUCCAAGGAGCAGAUGCUGGAGCUGCUGGUGCUGGAGCAGUUCCUGGGCGCGCUGCCCCCCAAGAUCCAGGCCCGAGUGCGAGGGCAGCGGCCAGGCAGCCCUGAGGAGGCCGUGGCCCUGGUGGAGGGGCUGCGUCGGGAGCCAGAAGGACCCCGGAGAUGGGUCACAGUCCAGGUGCAGGGGCAGGAGGUGCUAUCAGAGAAGGUGGAGCCCUCCGACUUCCAGUCCCUCCCGCAAACCAAGCCUCAGACUACGGAACCUGGGCCUGAGACAGAGGUCACCACGCAGAGGUCGCCGCCGAGCCCUCAGGUGAAAAAGGAGCCUGAGGACCCAGCUGAGGACAGGCAAGAGUUUCUGGAUUCUGAGGCUCCGGUCAACCCGCAGGAGGCCGCUUCCACUCUCCUGCCUGAGGCCCAGGACUGUGGGAUGUUGCUGGACCAGGCCUCUCCCCACAACAAGACUGAGCCUGAGGGCUCCUCAUGGAGGGAACACCCGGGGGCCCUGUGGAACGAGGAAGCUGGGGGCAUCACCUCCCCAGGGUCUGCGCCCCAGAUGGACAGCGUCUCUGCCGGCCUGGGCACUGCGAGCCAACGCCAGUCACGCUCCCGACAAGGUGGCUCCUCGCAUGCGCUCGCGCUCCCCGAGGACCCGGGAGACGAGCACAAGGAUCGCCACGGGGGCACGGGCGGCAUCGUGCGAGGUGGCCGUUGCGACGUGUGUGGAAAGGUGUUCAGCCAACGCAACAACCUGGUGCGGCACCAGAAGAUCCACACGGGAGAGCGGCCGUUUGUGUGUAGCGAGUGUGGCCGCAGCUUCAGCCGCAGCUCGCACCUGCUGCGCCACCAGGUAACGCACACGGAGGAGUGGCACAUGGAGGAGCGGCCGUUCGUCUGCAGCCACUGCGGCCCUGGCCCCGGCAUCACCAUGUCCCUGUCUGACCUCCGGGACAAGGGCCUCAUUUGA
Myotis brandtii (Brandt's bat) is the source of this 1737-nucleotide messenger RNA. RefSeq names its product myeloid zinc finger 1 (gene MZF1). NCBI's taxonomy places the organism in Eukaryota, Metazoa, Chordata, Mammalia, Chiroptera, Vespertilionidae. The transcript is spliced from 7 exons. The record is from RefSeq and is a predicted model, not a curated record. Bases 550 to 1737 code for a protein of 395 amino acids.